This is a messenger RNA of Uloborus diversus, 4125 nucleotides long. RefSeq names its product von Willebrand factor A domain-containing protein 8-like (gene c12.2). The coding region runs from base 1 to 4125 and encodes 1374 amino acids. The transcript has 2 exons. Gene Ontology annotation, molecular function: ATP binding; ATP hydrolysis activity. Gene Ontology annotation, cellular component: cytoplasm. NCBI's taxonomy places the organism in Eukaryota, Metazoa, Arthropoda, Arachnida, Araneae, Uloboridae. The record is from RefSeq and is a predicted model, not a curated record.
AUGAUGUUUUCUCCAUUUAAGUAUUCUCAUACUUUAUUAGCUCAUAAAAGACUGGCAUUUGUUUUCACUAGCCAAAGUAGAUCCUUUGAAAAACUGGUGAAAAUUGGGAAUGUCUCGGCUGCUAUUUCGAAACCAAAGAACCCUCUUCUGGUACCUAUAAAUUAUUUGCCCAAGUCUCCUAGCAAGACUACGCUGGAGCAUCUACAAUGGAUAAUGAAGAAGGACAUUUUAGGUCAGGAUGUGUUCCUAAUUGGAUUGCCUGGUCCAUCGAGGGCAAGGGUGAUUCUGCAGUAUUUAGAACUGAUGCAAAGGGAAGUGGAAUAUGUGGUACUCACUCGCGACACCACCGAAAACGAUUUGAAACAGAGGAGAGAGAUAGUCGACGGAACGGCUCAUUUCGUUGACCAGAGUGCAGUGACCGCUGCCGUAGAAGGAAGGUUUCUCAUCCUGGACGGCAUCGAGAAAGCGGAGAGAAAUGUCCUUCCAAUUCUGAAUAAUUUGCUGGAAAAUAGGGAGAUGCAGCUUGAAGAUGGACGGUUCUUGUUAGGUCACGAGCGGUACGAUAAACUCCUUCUCAAACAUACUCAAGAAGAACUAGAUGCGCUGAAACUUGUGCGGAUUUCGGAGAAUUUCAGAGUCGUGGCUUUAGGACUACCAGUGCCUCCAUUCAAAGGAAACCCGCUCGAUCCUCCAUUCCGAUCUCGAUUUCAAGCUCGCCAUGUGCAAUCCAGUUAUGAGGAUCAAGUUCUGGCAUUUUCCAAUUCAGAAAGAAAAAUCGAUGAAAGCAGUUUCAAGAGUUUUCUGUCUGCUUGCUAUGCACUCAUAUCGCCUGAAGCAGCUAAUUUAGGUUUGCUGAAAUUCCCUGUUGAAAAUUUAUCUUCUGUUAUUAAAAUACUUGCCGAAGUUCCCAGUGUCUCAAGGGAGUUAUUAAUAAGAUGGAUGUAUCCAUAUAACAUAAUUUUAUCUAAAGAAUCUCAAAAAUCUGUCAAAGGGAUAUUGGAGACUUUCUCUAUUCUUCACGAACAACCUAAGACGGAUUUUAAAGUGACUGAAAAAAGAGAUAGCUCACAUCCUUAUUUAACACAUUCUUUAGAAAUUUCAACCCCCAAAAAUGUAGUUGAAUGUGACAUCAUCGGUCACAAAACUAAUAGUAAGCAUUCUCUUAAUUUUGUUCCGAAUUCUUAUCACAACAGAAUGUUGGCAGAAAUGUUGCAGACUCAUAUAAGUCACGAUUUUUGCAUAAUUGGAGAAAAAGGAAGUGGGAAAACUAUGUUAGUAAGAAAAUUUGCAGCAUUACUUAACUACCCCAUUGAAAUGAUUAUGCUGUAUAAAGAUAUGACCGCAAGAGAUUUCUUGCAGCAAAGAGUCACAGAUGAAAGUGGAAACACUCUAUGGAAGUCCUCGCCUAUUGUGGAAGCAGCGUUAGCGGGAAAACUUUUAGUUCUGGAUGGUUUACAUCGCUUGCACUCCAGUAUAUUUUCCAUUUUACAGCGACUCAUACAUAACAGAGAACUACAGCUGUAUGAUGGCACCAGACUCAUAUCGCAUGACCAAUAUGAUACUUUAAAGAAAACGUAUGAGUUAUCGGACUCGGACAUGGAGGCCAAUAAAAUCUUACCGGUACAUCCUGCUUUUCGUAUCAUAGGCCUUGCUGAACCACCAAAACUUCAAAAUUCAAAAGACCAAUGGAUAACUCCUGAAAUAAUGUCCAUGUUUCUUUUCCACACCAUUCGCCCUCUUUCGUUAAAGGAAGAAGCUAUGGUGAUCAAUAGCUUAGUUGGGAAAAUGGAUGACAAAUUUAAUUCGGUAUUAACAUUUGCUCAUGCUUUAAGAAAUUCUGCAGACGAUGCGUUGCAAAGUGUUAGUGCUUCUUUUUCUACGAGGCAGCUUGUACGAAUUGCUCGAAGACUUCAUAACUUCCCGGAAGAGAAUGUAUACAACUUAGUGACGCAGGCAUGUGUAAUGAGUUUUUUGCCUCAACUCACCAAAAAAGCUGUUGAAAAUGUCCUUGAAAACUGUGACAUUAAGAGUGUAAAAGGAUCAGCUCCAAAAGAAAUCUUUGUUGCUGAUGACAUGCUACAUGUAGGAUCUACUACUGCUCCUCUCUUCAAACCAGGAUCAAGUGAAGUUAAAGUGCCUGAAAUUUUAUUCUAUAACAGCCCAGAACAUUUACAAGUCAUGGAAGCUAUGCUUCAGGAUUUUCUUUUAGGCGAACAUUUGCUUUUGAUUGGAAAUCAAGGUGUUGGCAAGAACAAAAUUACCGAUCGCUUCCUGCAGUUGCUGAAUCGCCCUCGAGAAUAUAUUCAGUUGCAUCGUGAUACCACAGUGCAGUCUCUGACACAGCAACCAACUGUGAGGGAUGGCAAAAUUAUGUAUGAAGACUCUCCACUAUUGAAAGCUGUUCAGAAUGGUCAUGUAUUAGUUGUUGAUGAGGCAGAUAAAGCUCCUACACACGUUACCAGUGUCUUGAAGGCUCUGGUUGAAUCCGGGGAAAUGAUUCUGUCGGAUGGACGACGAAUCAUUCACCAUUCAGAUCAAAGACCGAGUGAUGAUAAGCGUGUUGUCAUGCAUCCGGAUUUUCGAAUGAUAGUUCUUGCAAACAGACCUGGGUUUCCGUUUUUGGGAAAUGAUUUCUUUGCAACGUUGGGUGAUAUAUUCAGCUGUCAUGCAGUUGACAAUCCAAGCCUGGAAUCUGAAAUGUCUAUGCUCAGACAGUAUGGGCCUAACGUACCAGAAUAUGUGCUCGACAAAUUAGCAAAGUUUUUCGGAGAGUUACGUUCCAUGUCGGAUGCGGGGCUGAUAUCCUAUCCGUACUCUACUCGAGAAGUCGUCAAUAUAGUGAAGCACAUCGAUAAAUUUCCUAACGAGGGAAUAUCUUUCGUUUUGAAGAAUGUUUUUGAUUUUGAUUCUUUUAGUUCUGAACUGAAAGAAACACUGAAUAACUUAUUUGAGAAAUAUGGAAAACAAUCGCUUCAGAAUUCUUUUCUGGAGUGGAAGAAACUUGCUGGUGUCGAUAGAGAGCAGUUGAAUUUGGAAUAUGUGAAUAAAAAUCUUGCGUCAAAGCCCAAACAUGGUAAAGUUGACCCAACUGGCGCUCCACAUGUUGGUGGAAACACAUGGGCAGGCGGAACUGGAGGGAGGGAUACCGCUGGCUUCGGUGGUAAAGGAGGCCCAUAUCGACUUGAUGCUGGACACGAUGUGUAUCAAGUGUCCGACCAGGAAAAAGAAGCCGUUCCUCUGGAAGUCAGAGAAGCCGCGAGGGAGAUGGCCAUGAAGGUUUAUAAGGAGAAACUGAAGGAGAUAGAAAUGAGCGAUUACGACGCAGAAAUGUACGAGAAGUUUUUCAACAGUGUCAAGAAAGAGGUGAACUUGCUACGUGUCAUUCUCGACAGUCUCCAGGCUAAGAGUAAGGAGAGGCUAUGGUUGCGACAUCAGACAUCGGGGGAACUGGACGAUAUGAAGCUCAUUGAAAGCAUUACCGGGGAGAAAUUGAUUUAUAAAAGGAGGGGUGAUCAGGAACCCGAAAUCGGGAGCCCUCAAGAGAAACCGAAACUUCUGAGGCUCGUUGUAGACGUCAGUGGCAGCAUGUACCGUUUCAAUGGCCACGAUGGUAGGUUGGAAAGGGAAAUGGAGAGUCUCGUUCUCGUUAUGGAAGCACUCGAUGGGUAUUUCGAUAAACUGCAGUUCGAAAUAGUUGGCCAUUCUGGUGAAGAUUAUAACAUUGAUUUUUCCCAGUUCGAUAAGCCGCCCAAAAACAACAAAGAACGAUUAGAAAUUUUGAAAAAAAUGUACCUCCAUUCACAGUUUUGUAUGAGUGGAGAUAACACGUUGCCUGCGACUGAGCAUGCAAUAAGGACUAUCACAGAUCAGGAGGCUGACGAAUACUUUGUUAUUGUACUGAGUGACGCCAAUUUUGAUCGAUAUGGUAUCCUGCCUUCUACGUUUAGCGCAUUAUUAACAUCGAAUCCAAAAGUGAAUGCUUUUGCAAUAUUUAUUGGUUCUUUAGGUAAUCAAGCUCACGUUCUAUCCAAACAGUUGCCUGCAGGAAGAGCUUUUGUUUGUUUCGAUUCUGCUGACCUCCCACAGAUUUUGCAAAAGAUAUUUACUUCUGCAUUACUUCAUUGA